Rosa chinensis is the source of this 705-nucleotide messenger RNA. RefSeq lists its product as uncharacterized. The transcript has a single exon. Lineage: Eukaryota; Viridiplantae; Streptophyta; Magnoliopsida; Rosales; Rosaceae. The coding region runs from base 1 to 705 and encodes 234 amino acids. The record is from RefSeq and is a predicted model, not a curated record.
AUGGCUGCAGCGAUCGCAUCCAUGACUGCCAGACUUACGACUAAACUGUCGCUCAAGGAGGGAGAAGAACCAGUUGAUUUGGGGAAUCUCCGAGUUCCGGGGAAAGAGUUUUUGGCUCGAAAUUUCUACUUGGUAGAAAGGCUCAAUACUUGCAGGGGCCUGAUGCUGGAAUCAUUCUGGAGUGCUGUAAGAUCUAUGUGGAGGUUGACUGGGACCGUGGAGGUACAACCAAGGGGUGACCAUUUUCUGUUUACGUUCACCCAUGAAAGGGAUGUUGCUAGAGUAAAGAAGGGAGGACUGUGGGGCUUCCAACGUGCCAUGAUUCUCCUGAAUGACUACGAUGGGUUUUCGGAGAUCUCUGCAGUGCUGUUGGAUUUUGUUUGGAUCUGGGUUAUACUUGAUGGCAUACCUCCGGGUAUUUUGACGGAACCAACCGUCCGGUUGGUUGGUAGGACAAUUGGCGAGGUGCUAGAGGUGGAUCGUCCGGCGCUGCGUAGGGGCGAUGCUCGGGUCAAGCUUGUUCUAUCUAUCCAUGAUCUGGUGCGUCUCAAUCGUACUGUUAGGGUUUCUCCCUCGGACGUCCUAACCCUAAGAUUCAGGUAUAAAAGGCUCCUUGGGCGCUGCCACUCCUGUGCUAUGUUGAAUCAUGGUGGCCAGCGAUGCCCUAGGGUGGACGAGUUGGAAGUUGAUGCUGGGGCAGAGUAG